Lactuca saligna is the source of this 783-nucleotide messenger RNA. The record is from the annotation of a GenBank genome assembly. NCBI's taxonomy places the organism in Eukaryota, Viridiplantae, Streptophyta, Magnoliopsida, Asterales, Asteraceae.
AUGGGUAAUGUUAGUGGUAGAGAAGUAAAGAGUAAAGAGUUUGAUCAAGCUGAUUACUACAUGGAAUGUGGCCAUCGACCGGCGCAAGUUAACAGUAACAACUGCUAUCCUACGCAUAUGCUUCACCCCCCUAGGGCUUCUCAGUUCCCCAUGGCUAUCGCUCCUCAGAGUCAAAGAGGCGAAUUCAACCCAGAUAACAACAUAAGCAUACCAGCAGUAAUCGAUUGGACUCAUGGUGGAAAGCAUGUUGCAAUUGAAGGAUCAUGGGAUAACUGGAAGACGAGGGAGUUAUUAGAAGGUUCAGGCACUCAUUUCUCAAUUCUUAAGGUGCUAAAUUCUGGUGUUUACCAUUAUCGUUUUAUCGUUGAUGGGGAAUGGACUUAUUCUCCUGAUUUACCACACGAAAGUGAUGAGUUUGGGAAUAUUUACAAUGUUUUGGACUUAAAGGGUUAUUACAAUGAAAACGUGGUGAGCGAUCAAGAAACCGAAUACCCUUCUUCCCCAAUCUCAAGCUACAACAAUGCAUCCUUCACUUUAGAUGAUUAUAGUGAGAAAUUACCCGAAAUGCCCCCGCUAUUACAACAUAUGCCUUUGAAUCAAGCAUCUUUUUCCAAGAACUAUGAAGGGGUUUUUCAGAAACCUUUAUCAGCCAAUUUGGACCAUUUGUAUAUUAAGAGAGAUGAUAGCAGUCAACCCGUUGUUGCUCUGAGUUCUUCCCAACGAUUUCGGUCAAAAUUUGUGACAACGGUGCUUUACAAACCAUUUAAAAAAGCAAGAAAGUAA